Molecule: messenger RNA, 618 nt
Organism: Priapulus caudatus
Lineage: Eukaryota; Metazoa; Priapulida; Priapulimorpha; Priapulimorphida; Priapulidae
Product: ficolin-1-like
Exons: 5
Coding region: 1-603 (200 amino acids)
Source: RefSeq, a predicted model, not a curated record
AUGAACGCGAUCACAGUCAUGAAUGACCGAUCACCAGUCGAUGACUCUGAAUACGAGCCAAUGCGUCUGGUCACGCACGGCGUUCUACGCGGUGAUGCCGACAGCAGCGAUGCUGUUAGACGUCUACUGCGACAUGGACACCGAGCAGGAGGCUGGACGGUGUUCCAGCAUCGUUUUAACGGAUCGGUCAACUUUUAUCGCGUCUGGGCGUCCUACAAGGAAGGAUUUGGCAAUCUGGAUGGAGAGUUUUGGCUAGGGCUCGACAACAUACAUCUUCUCACGACAAUGGCGCCAUCUGAACUGCGCGUGGAUGUCGAGGACCAGGACGGAAACAAGAGGUUUGCCGUUUACGACAAGUUUCACGUGGACACCGAAGCCAGCAAAUACAGGCUUACACUAGGCUCCUACCGUGGAAACGCAAACGAUGCGAUGUCAUAUCACAGCGGGCAGAAAUUCAGCACAAGAGAUCAGGAUAACGACGAACAUUCGACGCACUGCGCGCAGAAGUACCUCGGAGCUUGGUGGUACAAAGGCUGUUACUUUGCUAAUCUGAACGGCGAGUACGACAACAGCAACCCCGGUCAGGUGAAGAACCACGUAUAGGAGACGCAGAUGCGC